Messenger RNA from Lasiosphaeria miniovina, 612 nucleotides. RefSeq lists its product as uncharacterized. The transcript has 4 exons. NCBI's taxonomy places the organism in Eukaryota, Fungi, Ascomycota, Sordariomycetes, Sordariales, Lasiosphaeriaceae. Bases 106 to 612 code for a protein of 168 amino acids. The record is from RefSeq and is a predicted model, not a curated record.
GAGCAACCCAAGUCCGCGUUUCGAAUUGCCUUUGUCGUUUUAAUUUCAAGAUUAUCGCCUGUCUAGUCACUCUAUCUUUGCGGAACAUCUGACCAACAACCCAACAUGUUUCUCAUGGACGUCCUCCUCUUUGGCCUCGCCCUCUUUGGCCUCGUCCUCGUGGGCCUCGUGAGCGGCUACCACUUCAAGGACUUCUGCGUCCAAGGCGAAUACAUGAUCCUCGACUACGGCCUCUACAUCGCCACCUGCCCCAACAUGUCGGACCCUUGGGCUUCCCAGAUUGACGUGCUGAACCUGUGCCUGAACAACGUGGACGGCGCCCUGACCUUCGCCGAGAACAACGUGCCCGGCUACGCGGGCGCGACCUGCAACGAGUGCUUCAACCACGGCGAGCACUCGACCGUCGUCACUUGCAACUGCAAGAACAAUAAUGGUGAAGUGCAUUACAGCACCAUCGACUUGAUAUUGGGCAUGGAGAAGCGAAGAUGGCUGACGCAAGGUCUUGCAACGAACACAGACGACGAGCGCGGCUUGCAGAUUGCGAUCCCCAACACCAUCAUGUGCAAUGGCUUCGUCGGCACCCUCGCCGCCCUCCCACCGCAGAAAGUCUAG